UGAACAAUGUAUCUAAGUUACAGCUUGUCCCGCUCGUUGCGUUAUACAUCAGUUUGAAAUUUCCAAGCAUCUAUCCAGUCACACAAUGGUGUUCAUUACCGAAGAUCUCAUUCGAAAACGUGCAGAACACAAUGAUGGGGAGAUAUACUCCCUUGAAGAAGUGGCUCUACAUCAACAAAAUCUUGAGAGGAUUGAACUUAUUGAAAACUGGUGUAAAAGCCUUAGAAUAUUAUAUCUACAAAAUAAUCUCAUUCCAAAAAUCGGUAUUGCUAAUUACUUAAUGAUUUUUGUUUCAGAAAAUCUAUCAAAGCUGAAAAAACUAGAAUAUUUGAAUUUAGCUCUAAAUAAUAUUGAAAAAGUGGAGAACUUAGAAGGUUGCGAAUCCUUGAAAAAGCUAGAUUUGACAAUAAAUUUUAUUGGGGACUUGUUUAGUAUUGAAUCUUUAGGUAAUGUGCAUUUUCUUGAAGAACUUUAUUUAACUGGAAAUCCGUGCACAGAAUAUCCAGGGUAUAGAGAAUUUGUGAUUGCUACGUUACCGCAAUUAAAAUUACUAGAUGGAGUGGAAAUAACUAAAUCAGAACGCAUUAUCGCAUUGCAAAACUUGGAACGUAUUCGUCCAAUCAUAGAAGAAAAACAAAGAGAGCACGGAUUGAAAAGAAAUUCUGAAAAGUUCGAAGCAGUUCGAAGAAAAGAAAGAUUCGCCAAGAUAAAUACAGAUUCCAGUUGCACAACUGUGAGUUUAGAAGAAUUUUGGUCUGAAAAAGUUCCUUACACACCCGAAUCACGAAUUGAAACACAUGAAUAUAUGCAACAAAAAGAAAAAUCAAGACAACACACAAAAACCUCACGGAUAGAAUCGCGAGUAAUCACAAAAUAUUUUGCCGAAGACGGUAGACCAUACAAUAUUAACACAGCUAAGAUAGAUUUCAACCUCAAGGAAGAUAUAUUAGACAAUCAAGAUGUUUACUUACUCGAUAUUGCUGUAUAUAAGCAUAUGGAUACAGCUUUGAUAAAAUGCGACAUACAAAUCAAUUACGUUCGAAUAACACUUAAAGGAAAGGUCUUCCAACUAGCUUUACCAGAUGAAGUUCAAGUCGAUGCUUCGCAUGUCAAGCGUUCUUUAACGACAGGACAUUUGCUGAUUACUAUGCCAAAGGCAUCCCAGGAAAUCAGAAUAUCGCCAAAUAGUGAACAUAAAAGUUCUCACGAAAAAAACAAUAAAACAGAUCAUAUUUUUGUUCAGGAUUUUAAUAAACCAAACGGAACUUUAAGUGAACCCUCUGGAAACACUUCAUCGAAAUGUAAGGAAUCGUUUCUUCACAUCAAAAAACAAUCGACGACCCCAACAAUGUACAACGAGUAUACUGAAGACUUUUCAGACGUUCCACCGCUUAUUUAAUUCGUGGGAUUUACAAAUAAACUGUUUAUAUUUGGAAUUGCUAAUUUUGAUUUAUGAAUGUGAACAAACUUGAGUUGGAAUAUUUAUUUAGAAAGACACUGAUUUAUAUCGUUUUCCUCACGCUUUGUAAUUACAAAAUACAACAUGGUACUUUGCCUCACUUUCAAGAAAUGAGCUUCUGUUUGAACUAAAGAAAAAAUGCAUUGGGUUUCCAGAGAGAAAAGAAUCUGAAAUAUCUAUUUUCUACUGCUUUGAAUAAACCUUGAGAUGUCAUUUAAAUGUUUCCUACUCGCAUAAGUUAUUGUCAUAGUUAUUGUUUUACUAGAAACAGUUGUAAAUCUAAUCAAGCCUUGGAGAAUUUCGGUUUUUGCAUUUUUUUGAUAUACCGAGUACCUACGAAAUUUUAUAAGAAUGCAGUAACGAUUGUGUGACAAAGAUAUAUGUAAUUGCUAAUCAUAAUAAAUUAUGCAAACGAUAAAUAUUUUAAGAAAUCAAAAUUAACCUAUUUGUGCAUGCAUUAUGUGGCAAAUCAAUAGUUUCAAAAAUUUAGUUUGAUGUAAAAUGGAGAUUACGCAGAUCGCAGAUUAGCUCAGUACAUUGAGAAAUAAUGUAUACAAACAAUACAACAGUAAGUAGAAAAAAUUUUAAAACCAGUUUUUAGUGUUUUAUAAAUUGAAAUUCAUCCUGUGCGCAUAAACACGGAA
Molecule: messenger RNA, 2103 nt
Organism: Schistosoma spindalis
Lineage: Eukaryota; Metazoa; Platyhelminthes; Trematoda; Strigeidida; Schistosomatidae
Source: the annotation of a GenBank genome assembly